AUGACCAUCACGACGGGGGAGGAGCCCUCCCACGCCGCGCCCUCCAUGGCCUCUCGGGCGUACGUGGAAAACUUCCCCGCCUUUGAUACCGUGGCGGAGGAAAAACAAAAACACACCCCUCCCCGCACCGCCGUGGCGCGUUUUACGCGAAUUCUUCAGCUGCAAUACGGGCAAAACGUCGAUUUUCCCACCCUUGGCGGCCGCACGGGAAAGCCGUACGGCGGGUUUCUCGAUUACCUCCUCCGCCCCCUCUCGCCGUUGCUUCCGCGGCGUUACGUCGACGCCCAUACGCGGCCGAAUCCAUGCCCGGAGGAGUAUUGGUGGGCCUCGUGGCGAUGGCCGCGGCAAAAAUACGUAAACGCGAAGAUUCCGCCGCCGACGGAUGGAAAAUAUCUCGAUUACUAUCACUACCUCGCGUUUAAAAACUGGUUUGAGCGGGAACGGGAUGUCUACGUCGCGCAGGCCAAUCUUGUCUCCGAGAUGUUGAAUCGUUGUAUUAUGAAAGAAGGGCAGUACAACGCGGCGAAGAAUUGUCGACAUCUCUACAACAAAGCCUUCGCGAUGUCGAGGAUGGAGGAGCUCAAUCAGGCGAUGUUGUAUAUGGCGAUCACGGGGAACGCCGCGAUUCGGGAAACCCCAUAUCCGGAGGAUUUUGUCGAUCAGAAGCGGAAGAUCUACGACGAUUGGCUCUUCCGCACGCGCAUGCGCAAACCAGGGGAUGUGGGGUGA
Messenger RNA from Phytomonas sp. EM1, 729 nucleotides. The record is from the annotation of a GenBank genome assembly. NCBI's taxonomy places the organism in Eukaryota, Euglenozoa, Kinetoplastea, Trypanosomatida, Trypanosomatidae.